AGAUGUGAAUCUGACCAAUCAGAUUGGCGGAUUGCCUGAACAGCCAAUCAGGAGCCUCCUGACUUCGGAAGGUUAUUUUGAAGUUGCGAGAACGCGGAAGCGUUUGUUUUCUUCAAGAUUUUGUGGUGUAUUCUUUCAUCUAACGCGAUUUUUGACGAAAAUUGUAAGGUGUGUUGAUAAGUAAGCACCAGCAGCACCCAUUUGCAUGAUGUCCAGUACAGAUGACAGUAACGUCCCGUCGGUCCCGUCAGACUCCCCCGGGAGCUCCGUGUCUACAGGUAUGCAGGAGGAGUAUGAGGAACUGCUGAGAUAUGCUGUGGUCACACCUAAAAUAGACCCAAGCCUUCUUCCCAGACCCAUUGAGGAAAUCAGUGGUAUAGAAGAUGAGAGGUCAGAGGUCAACACAGGCACCCAGGCUGGGUUGUAUGAUGAGUCAUCAGUGACUACGGAGAGUUCUGAAGAAGCCACAGCGAGAAGGGUGGAAGAAAUGAAAGCCUUACGGAGAGAGGACCUGAUCAUGACUCUACCCAAGCCUGGUGCCCCCAAACCACAGCGCCCCACCAGUCUCCCAGCAUUCCUCAGUUCUCCCAGUACUACCCCAGGACAACCUCGUGUGUCAGCCAUCACCCCAGGCCUGUCCAUACGGUCCACUGAUGUUGCUCCACCAGAGACCCCACAGAGCGGGGAUUCCUCCACGGUCAGCGAGGGGUCUCCGUACAGCGAGCGGUCAGCACCAUCCCCGUCUGUUGACCAGGAUGUGGCCAGGAUAGAGGCUCAUCUGGACAACUGGGCAUUGGACCUCAAGAGGGGCAUUCUGGCUGAAUUCACGCAGGCCAAGAUUGCACUGAUUGAGAGACACAGGCAGGAAAUGAGAGAAGAGAAGGAAAGACAUGCCAGAGAAGUGAACCAGCUCCAGAAUGAGAUCGAGAGUCUGAAGGAACUGCUCCACACGUACGAACAGUCCAUCGAGCGGAAGGACCAGGUCAUCUCCAACCUGACCCAGGCACUGCAGAGACAGAAGGAGAAGUUUGACAUGCUGAGGGCCAUGGUACAGUGGAAACUACGCCAUGCAGACGAGAGGAGAGAGGCCUUUGCGAGUAACCUUGCUCGUAAGCACUACGAGCAGAAGAUCUCGUCCCGUGUGUGGGCGGCGUGGCACGGCAUCAUCGAGGCCAAGUGGAGACAGCGCGUAGAGCGGGCGUGUCAGGCCAAGGCCCAGGAG
Messenger RNA from Branchiostoma floridae (Florida lancelet), 1222 nucleotides. Its product is annotated as centrosomal protein POC5-like. Gene Ontology annotation, cellular component: centrosome. NCBI's taxonomy places the organism in Eukaryota, Metazoa, Chordata, Leptocardii, Amphioxiformes, Branchiostomatidae. The transcript has 8 exons. The record is from RefSeq and is a predicted model, not a curated record. The annotation marks the transcript as partial.